AUCUGCCUGUUAGAAAGUAUCUCCCUGGAUCCAUCCAGUCCCCUCCACUUCCUGCCCAGGAAAUGCCCUCCAGCUUCCUGGUCUGGAGCACCUGGUCAGGAAAGCAGCAUGGGGAGGGCUUUGAAGGCUGUCUGACUGUGAGCAAAGUGAGCCCAUGUAGGUAUGGCAGAGCCCCUACUUUUUCCCUGCCUCUCUUUUUAGGAGGACACAAAUCUUGUGGAACAGAGGACUACAUUUCCCAGCCUCCCUUUGGGGCUGGGCGUGGCCAUGUGACACAGUUCUGACCAAUGGGGUGAGAGCAAUGAGUGUAGCCCCCCCUCCCUCAUCCCCUUCCUACUGACUGACCUGGGGACUCCAAAACAAAUCUUCCUAGACUGGGUCCCCAACUCCACAGAGCCACCACACCAGCCCUGGACCAUUUACACUGGGACUAUGACAAGGAAGAGAAGCUGGCGUCUAUCUUGAUCAUGCGCCCCAGGUCUCUUUGUCAACAGCCCAAUUUAUAUUCUGCCUGAUAGACCGCGUGAUCCUCUGGGUCACUUUCAGUGACCUUAUGCCACCUGCAAAUGUUUGCCCCUGAGGUCUCAGUGUUUGCUAAAGUGAGUUAAUAAAAACUGUGGUGCAAUGUGCUCUGGCACUGCUCCCCACUCCCCCUUCCUCUGCCCUCCAAGCCUCCAGGGACAGAGGGUCCAGCCAGAGGAUUCCUGGGGGCGACAUUCCAGUUGGCGACAUGCCACCUGGAGACCCACGCAAAGAACAAUGGCAAUGUGCCUGACAAUGACAAUAGCUGACACCAGACACUCGCUGCAGAUAUUGGCCCGGUGACCCUCACAGCAGACCCAGUGGUGUUUCAGAAGGAGCUGAGAGAACUCUACGUGCAGGGAGGUGGCGACUGCCCAGAGAUGAGCGUGGGGGCCAUCAAGGCCGCCGUGGAGGUCGCCAACCCCGGCUCCUUCAUCUACGUCUUCUCGGAUGCCCGCGCCAAGGACCACCACAAGAAGGAGGAGCUGCUGCAGCUCCUGCAGCUGAAGCAGUCACAGGUGGUCUUCGUGCUAACGGGGGACUGUGGUGACCGCACGCAUCCUGGCUACCUGGCCUACGAGGAGAUCGCCUCCACCAGCUCUGGGCAGGUGUUCCACCUGGACAAGCAGCAAGUGGCAGAGGUGCUGAAGUGGGUGGAGUCGGCCAUCCAGACCUCCAAGGUGCACCUGCUGUCCACAGACCACGAGGAGGAGGGCGAGCACACGUGGAGGAUCCCAUUUGACCCCAGCCUGAAGGAGGUCACCGUCUCACUGAGCGGGCCUGGGCCUGAGAUCGAAGUCCGGGACCCGCUGGGGAGGAUCCUGCAGAAGGACGAGGGCCUGCACGUCCUCCUCAGCAUUCCUGACUCGGCCAAGGUCGUGGCCUUCAAGCCUGAGCACCCUGGGCUCUGGUCCAUCAAGGUCUAUAGCAGUGGCCGCCAUUCUGUGAGAAUCACGGGCAUCAGCAACAUCAACUUCCGAGCCGGCUUCUCCACCCAGCCCUCCCUGGAUCUCAACCACACCAUCGAGUGGCCCUUGCAAGGGGUGCCCAUCUCCCUGGUGAUCAACUCUACGGGCCUGCAGCCGCCUGGCCGCCUGGACUCCGUGGAGCUCGCGCACCACUCAGGGCGGCCCCUCCUGACUCUGCCGGCGCGGCCCCUCUCCAACGGCUCCGCCCAGCAGCUGUGGGGCGGGCCGCCCUUCCACGCGCCCCAGGAGCGCUUCUAUCUCAAAGUGAAGGGCAAGGACCACGAAGGAAAUGCCCUGCUCCGAGUCUCUGGCGCUUCCUACAGUGGGGUGGCCCCAGGUGCCCCCCUGGUCAGCAUGCCACCCCGGAUCCAUGGCUACCUGCACCAGCCCCUGCUGGUCUCCUGCUCUGUGUACAGCUCCCUGCCCUUCCGGCUUCAGCUGCAGCGUGAUGGAGCCAGGCUGGGCGAGGAGAGGCACUUCCAGGAGUCGGGAAACAGCAGCUGGGAGAUCCCCCGGGCCUCCAAGGCGGAGGAAGGCAGCUACGAGUGCACAGCGGUCAGCAGGGCUGGCACCGGGCGGGCCAAGGCCCAGGUCAUUGUCACAGAUCCCCCACCGCAGCUGGUCCCUGGCCCCAACGUGACUGUGUCCCCCGGAGAGACCGCCGUCCUAUCAUGCCAAGUCCUGGACAAAGCCCCCUACAAUCUGACGUGGGUCCGGGACUGGCGGGUCCUGCCAGCCUCAAGGGACCGAGUGACCCAGCUGGCCGACCUGUCCCUGGAGGUCAGCAGCAUCAUCCCCAGUGACGCUGGACGGUACCAGUGUGUAGCCAGCAACGCCAAUGGGGUCACCAGGGCAUCCACCUGGCUCCUGGUGCGAGAGGCCCCACAGGUCAGCAUCGACACCAGGUCCCAGCACUUCUCCCAGAGCGAGGAGGUGAAGAUCAGCUGCUCGGCCUCGGGGUACCCCACACCCCACAUCUCCUGGAGCCGAGAGGGCCUUGCCCUGCAAGGGGACGGCAGAAUCCAAGUGGACACCCAGGGGACCCUGAUCAUUCGGGGGUUAGCCCCUGAGGAUGCUGGGAAUUACAGCUGCCAGGCUACCAACGAGGUUGGCAGAGACGAGGAGACGGUCACCCUCUACUACACAGAGCCACCAUCCAUCUCCGCCGUCAACGCCGUGGUGCUCGCAGCCGUGGGGGACGAAGCUGUGCUGGAGUGCAAGGCGUCUGGGGUCCCCCCACCCCGAGUCAUCUGGUAUCGAGGGGGUCUGGAGAUGAUUCUGGCCCCGGAGGCCUCCAGCUCCGGGAGGCUGCGGAUCCCCGCGGCUCGGGAGAGGGACGCUGGCGUCUACACCUGCCGGGCCGUGAACGAGCUGGGCGGCGCCUCUGCGGAGAUCCAGCUGGAGGUUGGACAUGCGCCUCGGGUGACAGAGCUACCUCAGGAAGUUACCGUGGAGCUGGGCAGGAGCGCCUUCCUGACGUGCCGGGCCACGGGCCGCCCACCCCCAACGGUCACCUGGCGUCGUGGAGAUGGCCAGCCCCUGGGGCCCAGGAGGGGCAGCAAGAAUGGCCAGUGGGAUUCAGGAGUGCUGUUCUUUGAAAGCGCGGCCCCUGAAGACCAGGCCCCAUAUGUGUGCGAAGCUUGGAAUGUCUUUGGGAAGGUCCAGGCCGAGACGCGGCUCUCCGUCACUGGGCAUGCCCCCCCACAGAUCGCCAGCAGUGCCUCCACCGUCCGGGUCCUGGAGGGGCAGCCUGUGUCCUUGCCCUGCAUCACCCUGGCCGGGAGGCCCCUCCCCGAGAGGCGCUGGCUCAAGGCGGGCCUGCCUCUCCCCCCGGGCAGCCGGCACUCUGUCCGAGCGGACGGCAGCCUCCACCUUGACCGGGCACUGAGAAAGGACGCGGGCAGGUACAGCUGUGUGCUCACCAACCUGGCCGGCUCACAGCACCGCGACGUGGAGCUGCUCGUCCAGGUGCCACCUAGGAUCCGUCCCUCUGCCACCCACCACGUCACCAACGAAGGGGUCCCGGCUUCCCUCCCCUGCCUCGCCUCUGGAGUCCCCACCCCCACCGUCUCCUGGACCAAGGAAGCCCGUGCCCUGAGCUCCGGGGGUCCCCGCUACAACGUGAGCAAGGACGGCACCCUGGUCAUCACCCAGCCGUCCCCCCAGGAUGCAGGGGCCUACGUGUGCACUGCCACCAAUGCCGUGGGCUUCUCCAGCCAGGAGAUGCGCCUCUCUGUCAACACCAAGCCCAAGAUCAAGGUGAAUGGGUCCCGUGAUGCAGAUGUGCCUCUGAGAGUCACAGCAAAGGCCGGCGAAGAGGUGACCCUGGACUGUGAGGCCCAGGGCUCCCCACCCCCACUGGUCACCUGGACAAAGGACUCCCGCCCUCUGCUGUCCGUCACCGACAGGCACAGCCUCCUCCCAUCCGGCUCCCUGCGCCUGGCCCAGGCCCAGGAGGGUGACAGUGGCCUCUACGAGUGCUCGGCCAGUAACCCCGCGGGGUCCGCCUCCCAUCGCUACGUCCUUGGGGUACAAGUCCCCCCUCAGGUGCAGCCGGGCCCUCGGGUCCUGAAGGUGCUGGCGGGAGAAGCCCUGGAUCUGAACUGCGUGGCCGAGGGCGACCCGGAGCCCCGGCUGAGCUGGUCCAAGGACGGGGUGGCCCUGCAGGGUGGGGGGCCUGCGGGCUCCGUGCACUUCUCGGCCAUUGAGCCCUCGGACGCCGGGAUGUACCACUGCGAGGCCUCCAGCAGUGCUGGGGAGGACGUCUGGGAGCUGGAGCUUAGGGUGCUGGAGCCUCCACACUGGGUUGCCGAUGAGACCAGUGGCCUGCUGGAGCGAGUGGCUGGAGAGAACGCCAGCCUGCCGUGCCCAGCCAGAGGGACGCCCCAGCCGCAGGUCACGUGGCGGAAGGGCCCAUCCGCAGAGCCCCUGCCGGGCCGGCCAGGUGUGGCAGUGCUGGAGGAAGGGUCCCUGUUCCUGUCCUCGGUCUCGCCCUCGGACAGUGGGGAGUACGAGUGCCAAGCCACAAACGAGGCGGGCUCCGCGUCCAGGAGAUCCAGGCUGGUGGUCUACGUGCCCCCCAGCAUCCGAGAGGAUGGGCACAAGGCUAACGUGUCGGGCAUGGCCGGGCAGGCUCUGACGCUGAAGUGUGACGCGAAUGGCUUUCCAGUCCCUGAGAUCACGUGGCUCAAGGAUGGGCAGCUGGUCUCUGAGACAGACAGCCACCACCUCCUGGACAGGGCCCGGUCCCUCCACUUCUCCAGGGUCCAGGAGGGUGAUUCUGGGCUCUACACCUGCAGGGCGGAGAACCAGGCGGGGACCGCCCAGAGGGACUUCCAUCUCCUUGUGCUCGUCCCUCCUUCUGUGCUGGGAGCCGGAGCUGCCCAGGAGGUGCUGGGCCUGGCCGGUGCAGACGUGGAGCUGGAGUGUCGGACCUCAGGGGUCCCCAGGCCCCAGAUGGAGUGGACCAAGGACGGGCACCCUGUCCUUCCUGGAGACCCUCACACCCAGCUCCAGGAGGACGGUCAGGUCCUCAGGAUCGCCAGCAGUCACCUGGGGGACGAGGGCCGGUACCAGUGCGUGGCCUUCAGCCCAGCAGGCCAGCAGGCCAAGGACUUCCAGCUCAGAGUCCACUCACCCCCCACCAUCUGGGGCUCUAACGAGACAGGCGAGGUGGCCGUCAUGGAGGGCCACCCAGUGCGGUUCCUGUGUGAGGCCCGAGGAGUGCCCACGCCUGAUAUCACCUGGUUCAAGGAUGGGGCCCUGCUGGCCCCCAGCACUGAGGUGGUCUACAGUAGGGGCGGCCGGCAGCUGCAGCUGGCGAGGGCCCAGGACUCGGACGCUGGCGUCUAUACCUGCAAGGCCAGGAACCCCGUGGGGGCUGCAGAGAAGGCCACCAGGCUGGAGGUCUAUGUCCCACCCUCCAUCGAGGGCGCUGGCGGAGGGCCCUAUGCGGUGCAGACCGUGGCAGGGAGGCUGGUGGCGCUGGAGUGUGUGGCCAGAGGCCGGCCACCGCCCACACUGUCCUGGUACCACGAGGGGCUGCCUGUGGUGGAGAGCAACGGGACGAGGCUGCAGGCAGGUGGCAGUGCUCUGAGGCUGGAGAGCCUGGGGGAGGCGUCCGGAGGCCUGUACAGCUGCGUGGCCAGCAGCCCGGCCGGGGAGGCGGUGCUGCAGUACGCCGUGGAGGUGCAGGUUCCCCCACAGCUCCUGGUGGCCGAAGGCCUGGGCCAGGUGACCGCCCUGGUGGGACAGCCCUUGGACCUUCUCUGCCAGGCCUCAGGCUCCCCGAUGCCUACCAUCCAGUGGCUGCAGAACGGCCGCCCAGCUGAGGAGCUGGCUGGGGUUCAGGUGGCCCUGCAGGGGUCCACACUGCAUGUCAGUCAUGUGGAGCUGGGCCACGCGGGUCUCUUCGCCUGCCAGGCCACCAACGAGGCGGGCACCGCGGGUGCGGAGGUGGAGGUGUCUGUGCAUGAACUGCCAUCGGUCAGCAUCCUGGGGGGUGAGAACGUCACGGCUCUUUUCCUGAAGCCCGUGGCCCUCCAGUGUGUAGGGGCUGGAGUGCCUCCCCCAAGCCUCCGCUGGUGGAAGGAUGGGGUGGCCCUGGCCACCUCAGGGGGGAGCCUGCAGAUCGAGAAGGUGGACCUGAGGGAUGAAGGCGUGUACAGCUGUACGGCCACCAACCUGGCUGGGGAGAGCCAGGGGGACGUGGCCCUAAAGGUUUUGGUGCCCCCCAGCAUCGAGCCAGGCCCAGUCAACAAGGCUGUGCUGGAAAAUGCCUCAGUGACCUUGGAGUGCCUGGCUUCGGGAGUGCCCCCUCCCGAUGUCUCCUGGUUCAAGGGCCGCCAGCCUCUCUCUUCUCGGACGGGGGUGACAGUGUCAGCUGAUGGGAGGGCCCUCCUCAUCGAGCGGGCUCGACUUUCUGAUGCUGGGAGCUACCGCUGUGUGGCAUCCAAUGUGGCAGGCAGCACGGAGCUACAGCUUGGCCUGCGGGUCAAUGUGCCUCCCCAAGUCACACUGCCGCCCAGUCUGCCGGGCCCAGUGCUGCUCGGUGCCCCCGUCCGCCUGACCUGUAAUGCCACUGGUGCCCCCAGCCCCACGCUGAUGUGGCUGAAGGAUGGAAACCCUGUGUCCACUGCGGGGACCCCUGGCCUCCAGGUCUUUCCCGGGGGCCGGGUCCUCACCGUGGCCAGUGCCCGGACCUCUGACUCUGGCAGCUACUCCUGUGUGGCUGUGAGCGCCGUGGGAGAAGACCGCAGGGACGUCGUCCUGCAAGUCCACAUGCCCCCGAGCAUCCUGGGGGAAGAGCUGAACGUGUCCGUUGUGGCCCACGAGUCGGUGGCCCUGGAGUGCCAGAGCCACGCCGUGCCCCCUCCUGUGCUGAGCUGGCGGAAGGACGGGAGGCCCCUGCACCUGCGGCCCGGGGUCCGCCUCUCCGCAGACAAGGCCUUGCUGCAGGUGGACAGAGCCGAGCCGUGGGACGCGGGCCACUACACCUGUGAGGCUCUGAACCGGGCCGGCCGCUCGGAGAAGCACUUCAACCUGAACGUCUGGGUGGCUCCAGAGUUCCCCUCCAGCAAGCCCCGCACCCUGACCGUCAACGAGGGCCACCCCGCCAGGCUGUCCUGCGAGUGCCAGGGCAUCCCCCACCCCAAGAUCUCCUGGAGAAAGGACGGUCGCCCCCUGCCCGGGGAGGGGCCUGGCCUGGGGCAGGCGUUGGCAGUGGGGAGGCUGCUGUACCUGGGGCCGGCCCUGCAGGCCCAGGCGGGGACCUACACCUGUGAGUGCCGCAACCCCGCGGGGAGCAGCAGCCAGGACCAGCAGCUGGAGGUGCUCGUGCCCCCGCACAUCACCGGCCCCCGGGAGCCCCACACGCUGGUCCCCGUGGUCCAAGGCGGGGAGGCCAGCCUGGAGUGCAAUGCCACGGGGAACCCCCCGCCCACGGUGACCUGGGAGAGGGACGGCCAGCCCCUGGGAGCUGAGCCUGGCCUACAGCUGCAGAACCAGGGCCACCGCCUGCACGUGGAGCGGGCCCGGGCGGCCCAGGCGGGACACUACAGCUGCGUGGCUGAGAACGUGGCGGGGAGGGCCGAGAGGAGGCUCACGCUCUCGGUGCUGGUGCCCCCAGAGCUUGUGGGAGACUCGGACCUGCUGACCAACGUCACCACUGCCUUGCAUGGCCCCUUGACGCUGCUCUGUGAAGCCACCGGGGUCCCGCCCCCAGCCGUCCGCUGGUUCCAAGAGGAGGAGCCCAUCGACCCUGGGGAGGACACCUACCUUUUGGCAGGUGGCUGGAUGCUGAAGAGGACGCAGGCACAGGAACGGGACCGAGGCCUCUACUCCUGCCUGGCGAACAAUGAGGCUGGGGAGGCGCGGAGGAACUUCAGCGUGGAGGUGCUGGUUCCUCCCAGCAUUGAGAAUGAGGACCUGGAGGAGGUGGUCAGGGUCACCGAGGGACAGACAGCCCAGCUGACGUGCAAUGCCACGGGCCACCCCCCACCCAAGGUCACGUGGUUCAAAGACGGGCGGCCGCUGGCUGGUGGAGACGAUGCAGCCCUCCUGCAGAUCCCGCAGGCCAGCUUGUCCAGUGCCGGUCACUACUCUUGCGUGGCAGCCAACAGCAUUGGGGAGAAGACCAAGCACGUCCAGCUUAGUGUCCUGGUGGCUCCCAGCAUCCUGGGAGUGACGGAGGACAGUGCAGAUGAAGAGGUGACCGUGAUUAUCAACAACCCCAUUUCCCUGAUCUGCGAGGCGCUGGCCUUCCCUUCCCCUAACAUCACCUGGAUGAAGGACGGGGUCCCUUUUGAGGCCUCCAAGAACAUCCAGCUGCUUCCAGGUACCCAAGGGCUGCAGAUCUUGGAUGCCCAGAAGGAGGACGCCGGUCAGUACACCUGUGUGGUUACCAACGAACUCGGGGAGGCCAUGAAGAACUACCACGUGGAGGUCCUCAUUCCCCCUUCCAUCUCCAAAGACGACCCCCUGGGGGCGGUCAGCGUGAAGGAGGUGAAGGCCAAGGUGAACAGCACGCUCACCCUGGAGUGCCAGUGCUGGGCCGCGCCCCCACCCUCCAUCAGCUGGUACAAGGACGGGCAGCCCGUGGCCCCCGGGCAGCGCCUCCGUGUCCUAGGGGAGGGGCGGCUGCUCCAGAUCCAGCCCACUCAGGUCUCCGACUCCGGCCGAUACCUGUGCGUGGCCACCAACGUGGCUGGGGAGGAUGACCAGGACUUCAACGUGCUCAUCCAGGUGCCCCCCAUGUUCCAGAAGGUAGGAGAGGCUGAUGCACCCUUCGAGAUCCUGUCCCGCGAGGAGGAGGCCCUGGGUGGGGUGACGGAAUACCGGGAGGUUGUGGAGAGCAACCCAGCCUACCUGUACUGCGACACCAAUGCCAUCCCGCCCCCCGAGCUCACCUGGUACAGGGAGGACCAGCCCCUCUCGGCCACGGAUGGCGUCGCUGUGCUACAAGGAGGCCGGAUCCUGCAGAUCCCCCUGGUGCGGGCUGAGGAUGCCGGGAGGUACUCGUGCAAGGCCUCCAACGAGGUGGGCGAGGACUGGCUGCACUACGAGCUGCUGGUGCUGACCCCACCUGUGAUCUUGGGUGACACGGAGGAGCUGGUGGAGGAGGUGACCGUCAACGCCAGCAGCAGCGUCAGCCUCCAGUGCCCGGCCCUGGGCAACCCCCCGCCCACCCUCUCGUGGCUCCAGAACGGGCUGCCUUUUUCCCCAAGUCCACGGCUGCAGGUCCUAGAGGAUGGACACGUGUUGCAGGUGUCUACGGCAGAGGUGGCCGACGCUGCCAGCUACAUGUGUGUGGCCCAGAACCAGGCAGGCUCUGCAGAGAAGCUCUUCACCCUCAGGGUCCAAGUCCCACCACGAAUCACAAGCCAGAACUCGGAGCAGGUCACCACCAUCCUCAACAGCAGCGUCUCUCUCCCCUGUGAAGUCCACGCACACCCGAGCCCCGAGGUCACGUGGUACAAGGACGGCCAGGCCCUCUCCCUGGGGGAGGAUGCUUUCCUCCUGCCUGGCACCCACACGCUGCGGCUGGCGCGGGUCCAGCAGUCGGACUCUGGGACGUACCUGUGUGAAGCCCUCAACGCCGCUGGUCGCGACCAGAGAGCAGUGCAGCUGAGCGUGCUGGUUCCCCCAACCUUUAGGCGGGCUCCCAACAGCCCCCAGGAGACAGUCCUGGUGCAGGUUGGGGACAAGGCUGUCCUAAGCUGUGAGACAGACUCGCUUCCAGAACCGGCUGUGACCUGGUACAAGGACCGGCAGCCCCUGGCCCUGGCACAGCGGACCCAGGUUCUGCAGAGUGGACAGAGGCUGGAGAUCCUGGCCUCGCAGGUGUCGGACAAGGGCGUGUACAGCUGCCAAGUCAGGAAUGCGGCGGGGGAGGCCACGCGCACCUUCAUCCUCACCGUCCAGGUGCCCCCAACGUUUGAGAACCCCGAGACAGAGACAGUGAGCCAGACGGCGGGGAGCCCGCUGGUCCUAGCCUGUGAUGUGUCAGGGGUCCCCGCGCCCACUGUUACGUGGCUGAAAGACAGAAUGCCCGUGGAAAGCAACAUGGAGCGCGGUGUGGUCUCUCGGGGAGGCCGCCUCCAGCUGAGCGGCCUGCAGCCGGCCCAGGCUGGCACCUACACCUGUGUGGCGGAGAACGCCCUGGCCGAGGCUCGCAAGGACUUCGUGGUGGCCGUGCUGGUGGCCCCCCGGAUAAGGAGCUCGGGCACCGCGCAGGAGCACAGCGUGUUGGAGGAGCAGGAGGUGCGGCUGGACUGCGAGGCCGAGGGGCAGCCGCCUCCCGACGUGGCCUGGCUGAAGGACGGCAGCCCGCUGGGCCAGGGCGCAGGCUCCCACCUCCGGUUCUACCUGGACGGCGGCUCCUUGGUGCUGAAGGGCCUCAGGGCCUCGGACUCGGGCGCCUACACCUGCGUGGCCCACAACCCGGCUGGGGAGGACGCCAGGCUGCACACCGUGAACGUGCUGGUUCCUCCCACCAUUGAUCAGGGAGCAGGCAGCGCAGGGACCCUGGUGAGCAGGCCGGGGGAGACAGUGACCAUGGCGUGCCCUGUCCGGGGCUCUCCGCCCAUCCACGUGAGCUGGCUCAAGGACGGCCUGCCCCUCCCGCUCUCCCAGCGCACCCUCCUCCACAGCUCUGGCCGCACCCUCAGGAUUUCUCAGGUGCACCUGGAAGAUUCCGGCACCUUCACUUGCGUGGCCGUGAGCCCGGCAGGAGUGGCCGACAGGAACUUCACCCUGCAGGUGCUCGAGCCCCCCUUCCUGGAGCCGGUGGAGUUCCAGAAUGAUGUCGUGGUGGCCCGCGGCUCCUCCGUGGUCCUCCCGUGUGAGGCCCGGGGCAGCCCCCCGCCCCUCGUGUCGUGGGUGAAGGAUGGGCAGCCUUUCCUGCCGCAGAGCCUGGAGCAGGGGCCUGGCCUGCAGCUGUGGACGGUGGGGGAUGGCGACUCAGGGACCUACUCCUGCGUGGCCGUGAGCGAGGCCGGCGAGGCGCGGAGACAUUUCCAGCUGACCGUGAUGGAUCCCCCCUACAUUGAAGACUCCGGCCAGCCUGCAGAGCUGUCGCUAGCCCCGGGAGCCCCCCUGGAACUCCUGUGUGACGCCCAAGGCAUGCCCCCACCCAACGUCACCUGGCACAAGGACGAACGGGCCCUGGAGAACCACAGCUCAGCCGGGCAGGCGCUCCGGGUGGAGGCCGUGCAGGUCAGUGAUGCUGGGCUGUACACCUGCCUGGCUGAGAACCCUGCAGGAAAAGUGGAGAAGAGUUUCCGGGUCAGGGUUCAAGCCCCUCCAAAUGUCAUUGGGCCCCGCGGGCCCCGCUCUGUGAUUGGCCUGGCCCCUGGCCAGCUGGUCCUGGAGUGCUCUGUGGAGGCAGAGCCCAUGCCCAAGAUCGAGUGGCACCGAGAUGGCGUCCUGCUGCAGGCAGACGCCCACACGCAGUUCCCCGAGGAGGGCAGGUUCCUCCAGCUCCAGGCCCUGAGCACAGCAGACGGCGGGGACUACAGCUGCACUGCUCACAACGACGCAGGCAGCACCAGUGUGGCCUUCCUUGUGGAGAUCCACACUGUGCCCACCAUCCAGCCCGGACCAUCUGUGGUGAACACCUCUGUGAACCAGACCGCCCUGCUGCCCUGCCAGGCCCAUGGCACGCCCCCGCCCGCCGUGAGCUGGCGGAAGGAUGGGGCGCCACUGGAUCCUGGGAACUCCAGGUUGGAAGUUCUGCCCGAGGGUUCUCUGAGGAUCCAGCCAGUCCUCACCCAGGAUGCUGGCCACUACCUCUGCCUAGCCUCCAACUCCGCGGGCUCUGACCGGCAAGGCCGUGACCUCCAGGUCUUGGAGCCUCCAGUCAUUGCCCCUGGCCCCUCCAAUGUGACCCUGACUGCCCACAGCCCGGCCUCACUACCCUGUGAGGCCAGCGGCUCCCCCAAGCCUCUGGUGGUCUGGUGGAAGGAUGGACAGAAGCUGGACUUCCGCCUGCAGCAGGGCGCCUACCGGCUCCUGCCCUCCAACGCCCUGCUCCUCGCCGCCCCCGGCCCCCAAGACUCAGCCCAGUUUGAGUGUGUGGUGAGCAACGAGCUGGGCGAGGCCCGAAGGCCCUACCGGGUGACUGUGCAGGUGCCACCCACCAUCGCAGAUGACCGGACGGACUUCACGGCAGCCAGGAUGGCACCUGUGAUCCUCACGUGCCACAGCGCAGGCAUGCCGGCCCCAGUCGUGUCCUGGAGCAAGGCAGGGUCCCAGCUGGGGGCGAGGGGGAGCGGCUACCGCGUCCUGCCUUCAGGUGCCCUGGAGAUCGGGCAGGCCCUCCCCAUCCAUGCCGGCCGCUACACCUGUACUGCCCGCAACUCUGCCGGCAUGGCGCGCAAACACGUGGUCCUUGCUGUGCACGCGUCCCCUGUGGUGAAGCCGCUGCCCAGCGAGGUUCGGGUCGUGGCAGGGGAGGAGGCGUUGCUGCCCUGUGAGGCCUCAGGGGUCCCCCGGCCGAGUGUCACCUGGCAGAAGGAGGGGCUCAGCCUCCCCACAGGUGUGAGGACCCAGGUCCUACCCGGGGGACAGCUGCAGAUUAUCCACGCCCGUCCCGAGGAUGCUGGGAACUACUUCUGCCUCGCCCAGAACGGGGUGGGCAGCGCCAUGGGGAAGACGCGGCUGGUGGUGCAAGUCCCCCCCGUGAUCGAGAACAGCCUCCCGGACCUGUCUGCCCCUGAGGGCUCCCAUGCCCUCCUGCCCUGCGUGGCCAGGGGCAGCCCUGAGCCCGACAUCACCUGGGAGAAGGAUGGCCAGCCCGUGUCUGCAGCCGGGGGCAGGGUCAGCGUCCAGCCUUCUGGGGAGCUGCUGGUGAAGAACUCGGAGGGCCAGGACGCCGGCACUUACACUUGUACAGCAGAGAACGCCGUGGGCCGGGCCCGCCGCCGAGUGCACCUCACCAUCCUGGCGCUGCCUGUCUUCACCACCCUGCCUGGGGACCGCAGCCUGCGCCUCGGGGACAGGCUGUGGCUUCGCUGUGCGGCCCGUGGCAGCCCAACCCCCCGCCUUGGCUGGACCAUCAAUGACCGGCCCGUCACAGAUGGGGUGUCUGAGCAGGACGGGGGCAGCACCCUGCAGCGGGCGGCCGUCACCAAAGAGGACAGCGGGACCUACGUCUGCUGGGCUGAGAACAGAGUGGGCCGCGUGCAGGCGGUCAGCUUCGUCCACGUGAAGGAGGCUCCGGUCCUACAAGGAGAGGCCUUCUCCUACCUGGUGGAGCCUGUAGGGGGCAGCAUCCGGCUGGAUUGUGUGGUCCAUGGAGACCCAGCACCAGACAUCCGCUGGACCAAAGAUGGCCUUCCGCUGCCCCGCAGCCGUGCCCGCCACUGGCUGCAGAACGGCUCGCUGACCAUCCGAAGGACCGAGCCAGACGACGCGGGACAGUACCAGUGCCUGGCUGAAAACGAGAUGGGCACCGUGAAGAAAGUGGUGACCCUUGUGCUUCAGGGUGCCCCAGUGUUCCAGGUGGAGCCCCAGGACGUGACAGUGAGAUCCGGGGAGGACGUGGUGCUGCGGUGCCAGGCCACCGGGGAGCCCAUGCCCACCAUCAAGUGGCUGCAGGCAGGUCGACCUUUGCGGACCGGCCGGCGGCUGCGGACCCUGCCGGAUGGGAGCCUGUGGCUGGAGCGCGCGGAGGCUGCGGACGCCGGAGCCUAUGAGUGUGUCGCCCACAACCUCCUGGGCUCUGCCACAGCCCGGGCGUUCCUGGCAGUGAGAGAGGACCCCCAGGGGAGCCGGGGCAGCAUGGUUGGGGUGAUCAAUGGCCAGGAAUUCGGUGUGGCUGCUCUCAACACCAGUGUACAGCAGGAGGCGCGUUCCGGGGUCACCACCAUCCAGAGCAGCAUCAGCCACGUCCCGGCAAAUGUGGGGCCUCUGAUGCGGGUGCUGGUGGUCACCAUUGCCCCCAUCUACUGGGCCUUGGCUGGAGAGAGCGGCGAGGCCCUGAACGGCCACUCCCUGACCGGUGGCAGCUUCCGGCAAGAAUCUCACGUGGAGUUUGCUACAGGGGAGCUGCUCACAAUGACCCAGGUGGCUCGGGGCCUGGAUCCGAACGGACUCCUGCUCCUCGAUGUGGUGGUCGAUGGCAUUGUGCCCGACAGCUUGGCUGACGCAGAUCUUCAGAUGCAGGACUUCCAGGAGCACUAUGUGCAGACAGGGCCCGGCCAGCUCUUCGUGGGCUCCACACAGCGCUUCCUCCAGGACAGCCUCCCCGCGCUCCUGCGCUGCAACCACACCAUCCACUACGACGCAGCGCGGGGGCCCCAGCCCCAGCUGGUGCAGCACCUGCAGGCCUCCGCUAUCAGCUCAGCCUUUGACCCCGAGGCGGAGGCCCUGCACUUCCAGCUGACCACAGCCCUGCAAACGGAGGAGGAUGAAGUUGGCUGCCCCGAGGGCUUUGAGCUGGACACCCAGGGAGAGUUUUGUGUGGACAGGGACGAGUGCCUGGGCGGCCCCUGCUCCCACUCCUGCCUCAACGCACCUGGCCGCUUCUCCUGCGCCUGCCCGUCAGGCUUCACCCUGGCCUGGGAUGACAGGACCUGCAGAGACGUGGACGAGUGUGCGUGGGAUGCCUACCUCUGCCCAGAGGGUCAGCGCUGCGUGAACCUGCUCGGGUCCUACCACUGCCUCCCCGACUGUGGGCCGGGCUUCCGGGUGGCUGCUGAUGGAGCCAGCUGUGAAGAUGUGGACGAAUGCCUGGAGCAGCUGGACGGAUGUCACCACAGCCAGCUCUGUGAGAACAGCCCAGGCGGGCACCGCUGCAGCUGCCCCCGGGGGUACCGGACGCAGGGCCCCGGCCUUCCCUGCCUAGAUGUCAACGAGUGUCUGCGGCUGCCCAGGCCCUGCCCCUACCAGUGCCACAACCUCCAGGGCAGCUUUCGCUGCCUGUGCCCUCCGGGCCACACCCUCCUCCGCAAUGGCAAGGGCUGCACCCUACUGGAGCAGAGUGCACACAAUGUGACCACCAUCAGCCACCCGGGCCCCUCUGCGCCCUGGCUGCGGCCCCAGGUGUCCGUCCCUGGCCGCCCCUUCCAUACCUGGGCCUCCCUCCACCCGGGGCCGGGAGCCCUGAGCAGCGUGGACCGGGCCUGGUGCCCGCCUGGCUUCAUCAGGCAGAACGGCGUCUGCACGGACCUGGACGAGUGUCGGGUGAGGACCCUGUGUCAGCACGCCUGCCGCAACACCCAGGGCAGUUACCGCUGCCUCUGCCCCGUGGGCUACCGCCUCCUCCCCAGCGGCAAGAACUGUCAGGACAUCAACGAGUGUGAGGAAGGCGGCAUCGAGUGUGGGCCUGGCCAGAUGUGCUUCAACACCCGAGGCAGCUACCAGUGUGUGGACACGCCCUGUCCCGCCACCUACCGGCAGGGCCCCAGCCCCGGGACUUGCUUCCGCCGCUGCUCGCUGGACUGCAGCGCCGGCGGCCCCUCCACGUUGCAGUACCGGCUGCUGCCGCUGCCCCUGGGCGUGCGCGCCCACCACGACGUGGCGCGCCUGGCCGCCUUCUCCGAGGCCGGCGUCCCCGCCAACCGCACGGAGCUCAGCGUGCUGGAGCCCGACCCGCGCAGCCCGUUUGCGCUGCGCGCGUUGCGCUCGGGACACGGCGCCGUCUACACCCGCCGCGCGCUCACCCGCGCGGGCCUCUACCGGCUCACCGUGCGCGCCGCGGCGCCGCGCCACCAGAGCGUGUUCGUCCUGCUCAUCGCUGUGUCGCCCUAUCCCUACUGAAGGGGAGAAGGUCAUCGGCUCCAGCUCGGUGGCUGGUGUGACCCCCAGUGGGGAGGAGCCGGGCCACCCCACCACCCGGGCCAAGCUGCGGGAGGGACAGGGUGGCCCCGGUCCGUGACACCUGCUGUGGCAAGUGGAACGUCCUCUUCUCCCGCCCCGUGCGUCAGCGGAACUUUCGGUAAACACGGCCCUGCGAACAGCCUUGACCCCUGGACAGCGAGCUGCCCUUAGGUAGCACAGCCACAGGCUGGGGCGGGGGAGGGGGCGUGAAGCCUCCCGGAACACCGGGAGGGGCCUGUCCCCAUCCACGCCCCACACUGUCAUCCUGAACCCAGUGUGUGUAAUAUGAAAGCAAGUGUUUCUAACCCA
Molecule: messenger RNA, 16118 nt
Organism: Marmota monax (woodchuck)
Lineage: Eukaryota; Metazoa; Chordata; Mammalia; Rodentia; Sciuridae
Gene: Hmcn2
Product: hemicentin 2
Exons: 99
Coding region: 903-15749 (4948 amino acids)
Biological process (GO): homophilic cell-cell adhesion; axon guidance; dendrite self-avoidance
Cellular component (GO): axon; plasma membrane
Molecular function (GO): calcium ion binding; cell-cell adhesion mediator activity
Source: RefSeq, a predicted model, not a curated record